Amoebophrya sp. A25 is the source of this 239-nucleotide messenger RNA. The record is from the annotation of a GenBank genome assembly. Lineage: Eukaryota; Dinophyceae; Syndiniales; Amoebophryaceae.
GAAAAAUCUGCGGAUGCGGCAGGGAAGAGCCUACUUUGAAACUUGUUUUAGGUGUGAUGCCGAAGAAGAGGGACGAUCGUCUUCCUUAGAGAAGUUUGUCUCGGAAUCCUUGCCUGAUCUCAGAUUCGCAGAAAAAGUGAGCUUCGUCAUAGCUCAGGCGCAUCCCUUGCUGACUAUAGUUUCUGCAGAGAAAAGUUGCCUAAACGACAACGAGCGUUCUUCGAGUAGUUCUUCCUCCA